Periophthalmus magnuspinnatus is the source of this 2997-nucleotide messenger RNA. It is a transcript of the gene bloc1s5, whose product is annotated as biogenesis of lysosomal organelles complex-1, subunit 5, muted. The record is from RefSeq and is a predicted model, not a curated record. Gene Ontology annotation, cellular component: BLOC-1 complex; transport vesicle. The transcript is spliced from 5 exons. The coding region runs from base 260 to 721 and encodes 153 amino acids. NCBI's taxonomy places the organism in Eukaryota, Metazoa, Chordata, Actinopteri, Gobiiformes, Gobiidae.
AGUAGUAUUCAAUAUUUACAUUUCAAGUCACCUGAUUUAUAUUCAGCUGACUUUAAUCAUGGAACAAACCCCGUAAAGUCUCUAGUUUAGUGAAAGUAUGAGGUUAUGUGGAUAGAAACUUUUAUUUUCUGCGCUGACAUGUUUCUGUGGCUGUGUUUGUAGCUCGUGUGUGUUUAUAUUAGCACAGUUAGCUCAGUUAGCUGUUAGCCGUUAGCAACUAAUCUCUUUAAUUUUAAAGGCGCAUUGUUUUCGUGUAAACAUGGACAAAGUCAUUAAAGAUGUUGGCGAUAUCCAGUCCAGACUAUUGGACCACAGACCCAUUAUCAAUGCAGAGACGCGCUACUUUGUGAGGGAGUUUGAGGAGAAGCGUGGCCACAGGGAGAGUCGACUGCUGGACAAUCUCUAUAAAAGUGUGACAGAAACCAACGAACAACGGCAGAACUCCAGCUCCGAGGAAAUAAAGCAGCAUCUGGCUGACGUCAUCGCACGAUUGGGGGCUGCAAAUCACGUGGUGCAGAGGAUCCAGCAGAGGGAGCUAGAAGGACAACAGAGCAAACAGCUUCAGGAGAACAUGGAGCACUUAAAGGAGCAGUGGGCAGAGUUUCUGAAGGAGCAGCAGAGACUGAAGGAGGAGGUGGACGAGGAACACGCCAAGGCUGUUGGAGGAAUCAGCGCUAAGUACAACGAAAUGAAGAAAGACUUGGACAAAUUAGACAUCUGAUCUGCGAUUGUUCACGAAGGUAACACGGUUUAUUAUGGAACUGGAAACCGUACGCUCGGCCUGCUGGAGUUCUGCAGAAGCUAAUUAGAGACAGUGAUGGAUGUAGUCAGCGCUUGGCAAAAACAACUCGGACAUGAACUUGCACAAAGCUAGCAUAUCCCUAAUCACGUGUAAUAAAGCUGUGAUUAAAAAGCUGGAUUUUCAGACCAUGAACGCCCCUGUUUUUGUUCCUUUGGCCCACAGCAAACGCACCAAACGUCCCGGAACAUGUCACAUUUGAACAACCCCGUCCCCGGACUGCGUUUUUGGGCUGUGACGUUUUCAACAUUUCAGAAUAUGUUUAAUGGACUCCUGCCUAAGGGGUCCCGAUGACACGCAUUCAUCACACAGGUGAACGCCGCCAAGCGAGGCCCCGCUCUGUGAUUUACGUAUCCGUAGCAACCGUCGGGAGCAGGUGUGUUUUAAAGCGCAGGCCACAUGUCGUAGAAGUGAGCGCAAACAGAUCUCGUUCUGCGGUGGAAUGUUUGACCUCCUCCAGUAAAUUGAACCAAAUCAAAGGUAGAAAAAAAAAAAAAAAGCAGCUUGAACGAUCACCAGCAGCUGCGUAGUGUUUACUCUGCCACCUGCCGUAGCGAUAUAACGAUCACGACUCCGCUAUUUCUCCGACUGUUUAGACAGAACGAAACAUAAAUCUCUUUUCUUAAUGACUUCUCUGUUUAGGUUUCCCAUUGAACACACGUGCGUUUACAGUGCGAAUGUAUAGAACUGCUUUCAGCUACUUGUACCUCUCUCCUCUGCAUGUCUUCAACUUAAUCUACCAAAGCUGCUGCGUUUCAGGCGGUGGAGUAAAUGUUGAUACCAAAACUCAACACUUGGUGACGCCGUUUCAUUCAACAAAUCUCACUGAAGCGUAUCCGUUUGGUCGCGUUUGUUUUAGAUCUUUCCCACUGAACACACAUGCGUUUACAGUGUGAAUGUAAAGGACUGCUUAAACUUUAACAUUUAGACCACGUGUGUCAAACUCAAGGCCCCCGAGCCGAAUGUGGCCCGCCAGGUCGCUUUAUGUGGCCCACGGCAAGGUAAAUUAAAAGGUAUGACUGUCUCAAAAUGUCAGUUUAUCAGGAGAUGUGGCCCUCGAUGAAAAUGGUUUUGACACACACCUGAUUUAGACUUUCUGAAACGCAGCUUUGGUAGAAUGAUACCGAAACUCAACACUUGGCGGCGCUCUGUCCUUCAACAAAACUCCGUGAAGCCUGUCCCGUUUGAUCGCAUUUGUUUUAGAUCUUUCCCGCUGAACACAUAUACGCAUAGAACUGCUUUGAGCUACUUGUACCUCUUUCCACCUCAUGUCUUAAACUUAACAUUUAGACCACAUGUGUCAAACUCAAGGCCCCCGAGCCAAAUGUAGCCCGCCAGGUUAUUUUAUGUGGCCCACGGCAAGGUAAAUUAAGUUAUCACUGUCUUAAAAUGUCAGUUUAUCAGGAGAUACACAGUUGUACAGCCACAUAUUUAAUCUAUAGAAAUGCACAUGCAAUAUUUUUAACUUGAAUAAAUACAGAAACGGCUAAUGAACAAGUUAAAAAAGUAGUGGCCUUUGAGGGCAGCUAAUUUGGUAACGUGGCCCUCUGUGAAAAUGGUUUUGACAUCCCUGAUUUAGACCUUCUGAAACGCAGCUUUGGUAGAUUGAUGCCAAAACUCAACACUUGGCGGCGCUCUUUCAUUCAGCAAAACACGGUGAAGCACGUCCCGUUUGAUCACAUUUGUUAAGGCAAUACAGGAAAUAAGAUGUUAAAGAUUAAAAUAUAAACUAGAAUGGAGUCCUCUAACAAAUUUCCAAAUCUAAAAUGAGCUGUUAACUUGAAAACCACCACUUGAUGACAUCACAAGGUGGAACAGAGCAUUUUGAGCUUUGCAAAUGUUACAGACUAAUAAUAAAGUGUCACUCAAACAUGUGUGAAUGAAACAAAACACAACUCCAGGUCUUAUUUUGAGGAGGAAACAGCGUUAGAACACGACUUAAACCUCACAGGAGUCAGUUUUGUGUAAUAUAGGAUUUAUAAAGUAGUAGUAGUACUAUUAUGUACACGGUAUAAUUUUUAAACAAAAGCUUGAACUUACAAUGUGUGGCUAACAAUGCAACGCUAACAAUCACAGAACUGUAAGACGUGUGGCGUUUAUGUCAAACAGCUGAUCCUCGAGGCCACGUCAUGUUUGCACUUUUUGUAUUAAAUGUUGUUUUCUCACAUAAUAAAUAAUAAUGUAUCUAUAGAAAUCUC